GCAGGAAAUACUUUCCAGGCAAUCUGGGCCUGGUUGUGGAGGCCCCUUUCGCAAAACAUCAGUCUGAAUUUAGUAGACAGAAGUCACCAGGAACGCCUUGACAGGAUCCUGCUUUAGCUAAGGCUCCCUCCAGCUGCGGAGGGUGUUUUUGUUAGAAUCACAUUCUGCGUACAACUGCUUAGAAUAGAGCCAUGAUCUCAACCACAAAAUGUGAACUUAGAUUCUGGAGGAACUCUCUCGGAGACGGACUUCUUCGCUAGCCUGAGUGUUGAACAGUGUCACGCCUUGGUGUUACAGCUUCCCGUCGUCUAGGUGAUGAAAUGACAAAACUAACUCUCUGAUCCAUGGAUUUGAAAUAAUCUUUCAACAAAUUUAAUCUUCUCUAAUCCCAGAUGGAAUGUAUCUCUCUGUCUGAUGGUGAACUAUGAUGACAUGUCUGUAGCUAUCAGAAAGAGAAGCUGGGAAGAACAUGUGACCCAAUGGAUGGGACAGCCCCUUAAUUCGGAUGAUUGCAAUACAACAUGCCAUCAUGGACUAGUAGCUGACAGCUUGCAGGCAAGUAUGGAAAAAGAUGCAGCUCUAAAUGUGGACCUCAAAGAAAAGUGUGUUUCACUGCCGGAUUGCUGUCAUGGUUCAGAGCUCAGAGAUUUUCCUGGGAGGCCAAUGGGUCAGGUUUCAAAGGAGGUGGGUGAAAAUGACAACCAUGAAGAUGAUGCGUUCCUCUCUCUGGAGGCCAGCACAGAAACACUAGUUCAUGUUUCUGAUGAGGACACCAUUUCUGAUCCAUCCCUUGUGGAUGACAGGAUUUUAACUACCCAAGGAUGUAAAACAUCAGGCCAGCAUAGCGUUGAAGGAGCAGGCUCCUUGGUAAAGACACUGCCCAUCAUGGAAAGUAACCAAGAUUUUUAUACUUCCUGGAGAAUGGCUGGCAAAGCUGACUUAGCACUGGAGGAAGAUAAUGGAGAGAAAAAUGUUGUUGAAACUCUAAGUAAAAGCCUGGAGCUUCGUGGUGAUACAGACUUACAUGAAACACACGAGGCACCCAACAUAAAUACAUUUGAUUGUUUGAAUGUGAAACAUAUCGUGCCUGAGAAACAGCUUCUUAGUUCUGCCGUAAUUGCUCAGCAGCGAAGAAAACCUGAUCUCCCUAAAGAUGAAUAUGAAAGACACACGUGCAGUGCAGACCAUGAUGAGUCCUUGGCUAUUCCUUGCCCAGACGGAGAGCUACCAUUAUCAAAAGCAGAUUGUAGAAGCUGCUUUCUGCAGCCUCCUUCCUGCUCCAGUGGAAUGUCAACUGAGAAUGGCCUGGGGAAGAGUGAUUUCUCAGAAUAUCAAAACAGAAGACCUCCAGAGGUCAACACGGAAGAUGGCAUGCGGUGUUUACACUUGCAGGAGCCCCUGGCCACCCAAGAACCCACAGAUAGCCAAGUCAGACUUCGCAAGAGAAAGGAAAUAAGAGAAGAUCGAGACAGGGCACGGCUGGACUCCAUGGUGCUGCUAAUAAUGAAACUGGCCCAGCUUGACCAGGACAUCGAGAACGCCCUCAGCAGCAGCUCCUCUCCAUCCAGCACGCCAGCCAGCCUGCGCCGACCUGUCCCUGAUCUGGAAUCUGGAUCUGAAAGUGGAGCAGAUAAUAUUUCAGUCAUUCAGACUCAAGAAUAUGUGUCUUCCAACACUGAGUGCUCUGACCUGGCAUCUUCCAUCCAGGUGACCAGUUCUGGAACCAAACCCAAGACUAUGGCUAUUCAAGGUAUUUCAGAGAAGGAAAAGGCUGAAAUUGAAGCCAAGGAAGCUUGUGAUUGGCUACGGGCGACUGGUUUCCCCCAGUAUGCACAGCUUUAUGAAGAUCUCCUCUUCCCCAUUGACAUUACCUUGGUGAAAAGAGAACAUGACUUUUUGGACAGAGAUGCUAUUGAAGCGCUGUGCAGGCGACUAAAUACUUUAAACAAAUGUGCGGUGAUGAAGCUAGAAAUUAGUCCUCAUCGGAAGAGAAGUGAGGAUUCUGACGAAGAUGAGCCUUGUGCAAUAAGUGGCAAGUGGACUUUCCAGAGGGACAGCAAGAGGUGGUCCCGGCUCGAGGAGUUUGAUGUCUUCUCUCCAAAGCAGGACCCCAUCCCCGGGUCUCCAGAUGAUUCCCAGCUGCAGCCAGCGGCGAGCCACGAGAGCAUGCUGACCACCCUCAGCGAGCGCCAGGAGGUGUCUUCCGUCCGCAGCCUCAGCAGUACCAGCAGCCUGCUCACCCCUGGGCCCCACAGCGCCGACCCCGUCACACCUCGCACCAACUCGGUCAUCAGCGUCUGCUCCUCAGGCAACUUGAAUGGCAAUGACGACUCCUUCUGCAGCCUGCCCUCGCCCAAGGAACUGUCCAGCUUCAGCUUUGGCCUGAAGGGCCAUGAGAAGAAUGCCAAGUCCAAGACGCGGAGCCUGCUGAAGCGCAUGGAGAGCUUGAAGCUCAAGGGCUCUCACCACAGCAAGCACAAAGCGCCUUCUAAGCUGGGACUCAUCAUCAGUGGGCCCAUCCUGCAGGAGGGCGUGGAUGAGGAGAAGCUGAAACAGCUCAACUGUGUGGAGAUCUCCGCCCUCAAUGGCAACCACAUCAACGUCCCCAUGGUACGAAAGAGGAGCGUCUCCAACUCCACGCAGACCAGCAGCAGCAGCAGCAGCCAGUCAGAGACCAGCAGCGCCGUGAGCACCCCCAGCCCCGUGACCAGGACCCGCAGCCUCAGCGCCUGCAACAAGCGCGUCGGCAUGUAUUUAGAGGGCUUCGAUCCUUUCAACCAGUCCACGUUCAACAAUGUCAUGGAGCAGAACUUCAAAAACCGCGAGAGCUACCCAGAGGACACGGUGUUCUACAUCCCGGAGGACCACAAGCCGGGCACCUUCCCCAAGGCCCUCUCCAAUGGCAGCUUCUCGCCAUCGGGGAGUAACAGCUCUGUGAACUGGAGGACGGGAAGCUUUCACGGCCCUGGCCAUCUCAGCCUGAGAAGGGAAAACAGCAGCGACGGCCCUAAGGACCUGAAGAGGCGCAAUUCCUCCAGCUCCAUGAGCAGCCGCCUCAGUAUCUAUGACAACGUGCCGGGCUCCAUCCUCUACUCCAGCUCGGGCGACCUGGCCGACCUGGAGAAUGAGGACAUCUUCCCCGAACUGGAUGACAUCCUCUACCAUGUGAAGGGGAUGCAACGGAUCGUGAACCAAUGGUCCGAGAAAUUUUCCGACGAGGGCGACUCGGAUUCUGCCCUGGACUCAGUCUCUCCCUGCCCAUCCUCUCCAAAGCAGAUCCACCUGGACGUGGACAAUGACCGGGCCACACCCAGUGACCUGGACAGCACUGGCAACUCCCUGAAUGAGCCUGAAGACUCCUCCGACAUCCCAGAGAGAAGGGAUUCUGGGGUGGGUGCGUCCCUGACCAGGUGCAAUAGGCACAGACUGAGGUGGCACAGCUUCCAGAGCUCCCAUCGGCCGAGCCUGAACUCAGUGUCGCUGCAGAUCAGCUGCCAGUCUGUGGCCCAGAUGAACCUGCUGCAGAAAUACUCGCUCCUAAAGUUAACGGCGCUGUUGGAGAAAUACACGCCUUCUAACAAGCACGGCUUCAGCUGGGCUGUGCCCAAGUUCAUGAAAAGGAUCAAGGUGCCAGACUACAAGGACCGGAGUGUGUUCGGGGUCCCUCUGACGGUGAACGUGCAGCGCACAGGACAGCCCCUGCCUCAGAGCAUCCAGCAGGCCAUGCGUUACCUCCGCAACCAUUGUUUGGACCAGGUGGGGCUCUUCAGGAAAUCCGGUGUCAAGUCCAGGAUCCAAGCACUGCGCCAGAUGAAUGAAAAUGCCGUAGAUUGCAUCAAUUAUGAAGGACAGUCUGCGUAUGAUGUGGCAGACAUGUUGAAGCAGUAUUUCCGAGAUCUUCCGGAGCCACUCAUGACCAACAAACUCUCAGAAACAUUUUUACAGAUCUACCAGUAUGUGCCCAAGGAACAGCGCCUCCAGGCCAUCAAGGCUGCCAUCAUGCUGCUGCCGGACGAGAACCGGGAGGUCCUGCAGACCCUGCUGUAUUUCCUGAGUGACGUCACAGCGGCUGUGAAGGAAAACCAGAUGACGCCGACUAACCUGGCUGUGUGCCUUGCGCCUUCCCUCUUCCACCUUAACACCCUGAAGAGAGAGAACUCAUCUCCCAGGGUAAUGCAACGGAAACAAACUUUGGGCAAACCAGAUCAGAAGGAUUUGAACGAGAACUUAGCUGCCACUCAAGGCCUGGCCCACAUGAUUGCUGAAUGCAAGAAGCUCUUCCAGGUUCCCGAGGAAAUGAGCCGGUGCCGGAAUUCCUACACGGAACAGGAGCUGAAACCCCUCAGCCUGGAAGCCCUGGGACGCCUGGGUAACGAGGAGUCGGCCGACUACAAGCAUUUCCUGCAGAACUGCAUGGAUGGCCUCUUCAAGGAGAUCAAGGAGAAGUUCAAAGGCUGGGUCAGCUACCCCACCUCUGAGCAGGCCGAGCUCUCCUAUAAAAAGGUGAGUGAAGGACCACCACUAAGACUUUGGAGGGCAACCAUCGAGGUCCCCGCCACCCCUGAAGACAUCUUAAAGCGUCUGCUGAAGGAGCAGCACCUCUGGGAUGUAGACCUGUUGGACUCGAAGGUGAUUGAAAUCCUGGACAGCCAAACAGAAAUUUACCAGUUUGUGCAAAACAGCAUGGCACCCCACCCCGCACGGGACUUCGUGGUUUUGAGGACAUGGAGAACCAAUUUACCCAAAGGAGCCUGCGCCCUUUUACUCACCUCUGUGGACCAUGACCGGGCACCCAUGGUGGGUGUGAGAGUUAAUGUGCUCUUAUCCAGAUAUUUGAUGGAACCCUGCGGGCCAGGAAAGUCCAAACUCACCUACAUGUGCAGAGCCGAUCUAAGGGGCCACAUGCCAGAGUGGUACACAAAAUCUUUUGGACACUUGUGUGCAGCUGAAGUUGUGAAAAUCCGAGACUCCUUCAGUGAUCAGAACGCUGACAACAACAAGGACAGCAAAUCCAGGUGAUUGGCAAAGCAAAGCAACUGCCUCCACUAGCCAGACGCUGGUUUCGAAAACUUGCCAGUCCUUGGAAGAAUGGCUCCGGUAUCUGAUGAGUUGGAGUGUAGAUGUGGACUCUAGCAAUUUGAUACACUUUCAAAGCUGCUUCCUGUUUGUUUAAGGUCUGUGUUAUAGACCUUGACUGGAAUUUGUAAGACUGCGAAAAAAAAAAUUGCAUUUGUAUUCUUAUUCAAAUUGCUUCUGAGAAGCAAAACGUUUAAGUACAUGAUGGAAGGUAGUGAGGAUGUUUCCUUGUCUUGUGAUACUGAUCUGUGUGUACCUAUGUCAUUUUCUUUGCAUGUGUGGAGGGAUUGGUGUAUCCACUGGAAGAGUUGGUACUCUGAUGAGCAGAGCAGGGUUUGCACAGAGAACUAGGGAUGUGUGGUUGCUGGUGGUUGAAUGGCAUAGCCGUGCUGUUACAGUGCAGUGUCUGGCACACUGAGACGCCUCUGAGAAUGGCUAUUGAUGCAUCAGGUUCACUUUGACCUGAAGUAGCUGACCCCCCCCAAACCCCAGGGAUUCAUCCUUGGAGGGGACCCAACACCCUUGUCCAUGUAUCUUUCUCUCGCAUUGUUUAGUAUAUUGCCUCUCCAACCCACCUCCUCUUUGCCUUAAAAGUAGUUGUAAACUCACUCUUGAUACCCAUGACGGGCACUUUGUUUUGAGGCCUGAUGCUAAACUUCUCACCAGUGUAGGUUAGUAGCGGGGCGAGCCUGUCCCCCGCCCCCUUAACUGGCUCCAAGCCACGGGCCUUUGGUCACUUUGUCCUUCUUCUUUUAGAGUGAGAUAUAAAAAACUAAAUACUCGUUAACACUCCCAAAUCAAGCAUCAAGACACUUCUCACACAAACAUUUUUGUGUUCGUAGCAGAAAUGCUUUCUAACACUAUGUAUGGGAACAUGAAAAACUGUCGUAAGAAAAUCCCUGUAUAUCGAACCCAGCCCCAAAAAGGCCUUUUGUGGGGUUCUUGUUAAAAGCAGUCCUGAAAGUGACACACAUUUAUUAAUUUGAUUUAUCAUUACCAAUGAAGAGGUUUUCUGCUUUCAUGGUGUUUUGUUUCGCUUCUCUUGUAUUUUUUUCACCUUUUCCUUAAUGGUGCCCUUGCAAUAUAUUUUAGUGGUAAUGGGAGAUAGUAAUCUUAGUUAAAAACAAAACAAAAAAAAAGUGCAGAGUUUUUUUUUGAAGGGUGGUCUUUAUACAGGUUUUACUGUAAUGACAGAGAUGGACUCAAGAGACAGUAUUAAUAAAUUUAUUUUGUAUGGAUCAAAAAUGAAUAAUGUAUGAAUGAGAGUUGUAAGAAGGAUCUUUAUUUUGUUAUAAUUUAGUUACCAUUGUCAGUGUUAUUUCAGAGGUUCUUUGAAGAAUGGAGGGGGUCAGAUUAGAGUUUUGAAAGUUGAGUAUUUUGAAUAUCAGCGCUCCUCAUGAAGAUAUACUUGUAUAUUCAGUCUGCUGGCUUCCGGGUUUAUAGACUAUAUGUUGUAUAUACCAUUCUAUUAAGAAAUAUGUACACAUGUCCACUGUGCUUUCCAACAUAGAUGAAGCAUGAUAAAGAUUAUUAUUUAAAAUAUCCUUGUAUUUAUACCUCAGAUAUUCUUUUGGGUUUUGUACCUCAAGGCUUUGUUCCCCUACCCUAUUGUAAAUACACUUUACGUGAAUACAAUCUAAAUGGAAAAAAAAUAAAGGAAGAGGUUUAUAACUUGCUUUAUAUCUGUACAGAGUAUAAUCCAUACAUGCACUAAUUAAAUGUUG
Molecule: messenger RNA, 6800 nt
Organism: Ochotona princeps (American pika)
Lineage: Eukaryota; Metazoa; Chordata; Mammalia; Lagomorpha; Ochotonidae
Gene: DLC1
Product: DLC1 Rho GTPase activating protein
Exons: 18
Coding region: 415-5019 (1534 amino acids)
Biological process (GO): signal transduction; actin cytoskeleton organization; regulation of Rho protein signal transduction
Cellular component (GO): membrane raft; focal adhesion
Molecular function (GO): GTPase activator activity; protein binding; lipid binding
Source: RefSeq, a predicted model, not a curated record